This is a messenger RNA of Sinocyclocheilus anshuiensis, 1459 nucleotides long. RefSeq names its product V-type proton ATPase 16 kDa proteolipid subunit. The record is from RefSeq and is a predicted model, not a curated record. The transcript has 3 exons. Lineage: Eukaryota; Metazoa; Chordata; Actinopteri; Cypriniformes; Cyprinidae. Bases 181 to 642 code for a protein of 153 amino acids. Gene Ontology annotation, biological process: proton transmembrane transport. Gene Ontology annotation, cellular component: proton-transporting V-type ATPase, V0 domain. Gene Ontology annotation, molecular function: proton-transporting ATPase activity, rotational mechanism.
GAUACAUCCUACAGGAUCUGUUGGGUGCAGUUUCCAUCGUUCGGUUGUGGUUUAAAACCGUUGUUCUCUGCCAAACCGUUUACCCUCAGAGCCCGGUACCCGUCAGUUUGUACGGUUCUGCCCGUGUCCAGCAGCAUUAGCUCGGUGUUACUGGGGUUUUGAGGUGAAAUUAGAGGAAUAAUGUCGUCGGGAAGCCCUGAAUACUCGUCGUUCUUCGCAGUGAUGGGCGCAUCAGCAGCGAUGGUCUUCAGCGCGUUGGGCGCGGCGUAUGGCACAGCGAAGAGCGGCACGGGUAUCGCUGCCAUGUCCGUGAUGCGUCCGGAGCUGAUCAUGAAGUCCAUCAUUCCUGUGGUCAUGGCGGGAAUCAUCGCUAUAUACGGGCUGGUGGUGGCCGUCCUCAUCGCCAACAGCAUCUCAGACAAGAUCACUCUGUACAAGAGUUUCUUGCAUCUGGGUGCAGGUCUGAGCGUGGGUCUGAGUGGGCUGGCGGCUGGUUUUGCCAUCGGCAUCGUGGGAGACGCAGGCGUCCGUGGCACUGCUCAGCAGCCGCGCCUCUUCGUCGGUAUGAUCCUCAUUCUGAUCUUCGCUGAAGUUCUGGGUCUCUACGGCCUCAUCGUAGCCCUGAUUCUCUCAACCAAAUAAACUGGCAGUCAGCAUGCUGCGCUGCCAGACCGCAAGACGGGCACAUGGAACAAAAAGGAAAAAAAUAAUAGGUACCUUAAAAUUAGAUGAAUUGAGAGGUGGGGAAAUAAUCCUACACAUUAUAACAGGCUCUGCGUUUGGUUUUAUCUCUGAAAGUGUACAGUCGUCUCAGUUUGAUCGUUUUGAUUUCUUGUAAAUGCGGUAUAUAGUGAUUUCGUCCUGUGUCUGUGAAGAAAAAAAAAAUCUAUAAUAAUAAUAAUGCUGUAAUAGAUCUCAUUCUCUGUUUGUUUCCACACCCCUCCUGCCUAUCGAGCUGUUAGCCAAUCACGCGUUCUCUUUCGCUCCCGUCAUGUUAGAGACGGAAACGCAGGAACGCCUCUGGUUCCUGUCUCUUCCUGUCACGUGAUUUGGGAGUUUUAUACAUUUCCACAUUGGUGUCAAGAAGUGUUUGUGAAGUGGAAAAACGCACUGGCGAAUCUGUAUGUGGAAUGGAGUAGUUUUUGUUAGUGUCCUUUUUUGUUUUCCAUUGAUUUAAUUUAUUGAGAAUAUUGUUCAUGAAAAUGUACUUGAACCUCCUCAAAUCCUUUGAAUUGAUAUUUAUAUAAACAUAUAAAUAUAUAUAUAAAUACAGAUAUAUAUAUAUAUAUAUAUAUAUAUAUAUUAGAGCUGCACUGGCCGGGGUUCUGGCGAGUGCAGUUGUCUGGGAGUAUUUCAGCUCGAUGUGUGUAUUUCUGGUUGUUUCCUGUGUAUAUCUGAUGUUUGGUUGUAUUAAAGGUGUGCGUGUGCCCCUCGACGGGUCUCACAACUGUAAUUUCCA